Messenger RNA from Amoebophrya sp. A25, 1743 nucleotides. NCBI's taxonomy places the organism in Eukaryota, Dinophyceae, Syndiniales, Amoebophryaceae. The record is from the annotation of a GenBank genome assembly.
AUGAUUCGAAAACAGCCACUCGUUUUCUUGCUGUGUUGCGCAGGUUUUGCAAUCCGGCUUUUCCUCAUUGCUUCCUGCGCCAGCGUUGCACUGCCUCUCUUCAUCACCGGGAGGGCUGCUCAAGUUGGAGAACGCAUCGGCGGACCAGAACGUAUUGAUGAAAAUGGUGCACUUGUAGGUCCUCUUGUAGUUCUUGCACAGGACGAUCAUAAGGAAGGUCAUCAAGUUAAGGGUAAUUUUUCACUAUCCCGCGUGAACUAUGCUGAGUGGAGUCCCCCCUGAUCAAUCUAAAGAGAAACCUCCCCUCGAUAGGGGGAAUCUGAACUAUGCUGAGUGGAGUCCCCCUUGAUCUAGGAGGAACCUCCCCUCGAUAGGGGGAACGCAGGGCAACCCACUCGACUCGGGAUAGUGAAAAACUACCUUUAAGCAAGGUCAGCAAGGUCAUCGUCGUGAGGAAGAAAUAAGGACUGCAAUUGCACAAUUGGAGGGAAAACGACGGCUGAGUCCUAAAACGGGUGUUGAACGAGGACCACAUUCGGAUAAGAAUCAACCGUCUGCUUUCAUGCGACGCUUGCCUGGUACUAAGAGCAGUGGCAGCGGAAGCGGUGGCGGCAGUAGUGGCGGUGGUUCUGGGUCAAACGAUAAUUAAGGCUAGACAUAAUUUUUGCACUAGAGUUUUUCUUUCUUGUACCUUUACCUUGAAGUAGCUAGUUAGCUUGAAGUAACGAAAUUUAGCUCCGUACUACUGCUUCCGUUUUUUGAAAAAUCUAACAUCUCAACGAUGAGAACAAGAAGUCGAGCGCUGUGGGACGAGCUUCGGGUCCAAUCGUUAUUCCUUUGGCGUUAUCGCUUGGUAUGUCGCUCCUUACGCACAUGCGGUAGACCGUGGCGUGAGCGGUUUUUGGAAAUUUGUAGAGGUUGAGCCUUAGUAGAAGCUUUCAUUUUUAGGACUGUACAUAGAAGAGGAAGCAAGUUGCUUAGUAGUUGUAUCAAUUCAUCGGAUGAUCGUAAUGUCAAAUUAUAUAUGUCAAGUUACUUAGUACUUGUAUCAAUUCAUCGGAUGAUCGUAAUGUCUCAUGCCUAGACAUGAGAAGAAAUGCAAAGGAGGAGCAAAAAAAGAAGAGAAGAAGAAACGAGGACAUAAAGCCUCAAAAAUAACCUCUUGCCAGGCACACCAAUCAAUCAAAGUAGGCGAAAACUACCGGAAGAUAGGGCUCAAGUAUUCUAGAGGUGCCUGAUUUAUGAACUUUGUUCUAUGUUUGCGUACAAAAGGGGGGAUUGAAUUCAGUUUCUAAUCCCUCCAUUGCUUGUUGCAAUAAGCAGGUCAGUAAAAUUACUAGGUCUACUUCGUUUCACAUGCACAUCGCAAGGUCCACUGUCAUUAAGUGUGCCACAACAUCCUGUCUGAGAAAAAGGAUUCCACCAACGGUCAAUUCAACUUGUGCAGCGUUCAUGAUCUAGGAUCAGAAUCUUUAUAGACUUAAUAAGACCAUUAACAUUAUAGACUUUGACUUCUGGAAUCUAGGAGCUGUUACUUCAAUUUCUAGAACAGCUUUUGUGAUGUCGUUAAUUGUUUAAUUUCACAUCAGAAGCAAAGAAACAAAAACAGUGUGCAGAGACUAACUCUAUGUAUAAUCAAACAAUCAAUCAAUCUUCCUUCGCUGAUCGUUUAUUUUCUGAGCGAUCAGAUAAACGAUAAAUAUUAGAGCGGAGGAAUAAUGACCACAGGAGUCAUCCAUGUAU